AUGUCGUCCAAGUCGUGUAAGAGUGUUCCUGGACCCGUCGGUCCACCUUGUGGGGAGCAGAUCAGCAUGGCGGAACGCGGCUGCCAGUCGGACAGAUCGGAUUGUACCUGUUCCCUCCACACAAAGCACAGCGGAUCUGAUAUUAAGGGAAAUGGCCAUGUCUAUGAUACUGGGCUGCAGGCCCAUGACAACUUAUGCUAUGAGUAUGGAAGUGAAACUGACCUUUACCUGCCAUCCAAAGCGACGGACAGGGCAACCUUCCGUCUCCUGGCUCGGCCGGAGGGCCAUCUGCAGGCUGUGGAGAGCAGGAUCCGCGGCCUCAGAGGAGUCCUUACUGUCUCUUUGUCCUUGGCCAGUGGUUUGGCCAAGGUGAACUACGAUACCUCAGCUGUGACCGCCAGACAGAUUGCCCUGGAAUUCCAGGCUGCAGGAUGCGGUGUGGAGUCUGCGGUGAAGAUGUGCGUGGAUGGGAUGACCUGCCGGUCCUGUGUGCAGUCCAUCGAGGGGCAGGUGGGCUCGCUGGCAGGAGUGCUGGAUGUUCAGGUGUCCCUUCAAGAAGGCACGGCAAUGGUCAUAUUUCAACCGCUGACGGUAACACCGGAGCAGCUGAGGGAGAAGAUAGAGGAUAUGGGCUUUGGUGCUACUUUAGUAGAAGAAGAUCUAUCUGAGUCACACGUUGGGUACUGGCAAAGAGACGUGUCUGCCAUCUCCGGUUCUCUGACACAGAAUGUGACCAUUAGGAUUUUGGGAAUGACUUGCAGCUCUUGUGUGCAAACCAUUGAGGGGAAGAUCUCUCAGAUGCCCGGCGUCCGAUCAGUCGUGGUGUCAUUAAAAGAGGAAAAGGGAAGUCUGACCUUUGACCCCAGUCUCACAACACCUGAGCAGCUCAGGGAUGCGGUGGAGGACAUGGGCUUCCAGGCAUCACUCGAUGGACCUGGUUUUGCAGAUACUAUCCAAAGUCAUGACAAGUCCAGACCUCCUCCUCCCUGCGUCUCCUCAGAGCCUCUGUCUCAUCCAUCUCACCCGCAGCUGCACCACAAGGCGGCACGCAGCAAUGGAGGCAAAUCAAAGAUGGCUGCCACGAGUUUUCACCCCGACCCUCCUGGGAUCAAGGUAGAAAAAUGCUUCAUUCGGGUUACAGGCAUGACCUGUGCCUCCUGCGUGGCCAACAUCGAAAGAAAUCUCCUGAGACACAGAGGCGUCAUCUCGGUUCUGGUCGCUUUAAUGGCUGGAAAAGCAGAGGUGAAAUAUGAUUCAGACGUCAUCAACCCAGCCGCUGUGACUCGGCUCAUCGAGGGUUUGGGAUUUGGUGCUACACUGAUGGAAGACAGUGCAAUAACCGAUGGGAAACUGGACCUCACUAUAACGGGCAUGACGUGUGCAUCAUGCGUGCACAACAUCGAGUCCAGGCUCCUCAGGACCAGAGGGAUCCUCGGGGCCUCAGUCGCUCUGUCCACUAAAACAGCUCACAUCCAGUUUGACCCCGAAAUGCUCGGCGCUCGAGACAUCAUCAGAAUCAUCGAGAGCAUGGGCUUCAGGGCCAGUCUGUUGAAAACAGCCUUCAGAAACAACCUCGACCAAACAGAGGAGAUCCAACAAUGGAAGAACUCCUUCCUGUUCAGCCUGGUGUUUGGCCUGCCGGUGAUGGGCCUGAUGAUCUACAUGAUGGUGAUGGACAGCCUCAGCAGCCAUCAUGGUGGCUCCAUGCCUGUGGAGCAGAACCUGCUGCCGGGCCUCUCGCUCUUCAACCUGGCCUUCUUCCUGCUCUGCACACCUGUCCAGGUCUUCGGAGGUCGGUACUUCUACAUCCAGGCAUAUCGUUCUUUGAGACACCGCACGGCCAACAUGGACGUUUUAAUCGUGUUGGCCACUUCCAUCGCCUACAUUUACUCCUGUGUGGUUCUGAUUGUGGCGAUGGCUGAGCGGGCUGACCAGAGCCCUGUCACCUUCUUUGACACUCCUCCCAUGCUGUUCGUCUUCAUCGCCCUCGGACGGUGGCUGGAGCACAUUGCAAAGCGUAAAACCUCAGAAGCUUUGGCCAAGUUAAUGUCCCUGCAGGCUUCAGACGCCACCGUGGUCACGUUGGGCCCCAAUCAGGCUGUCAUCAGUGAGGAGCAGGUGCUGGUCGAGCUGGUGCAGCGCGGCGACGUGGUGCGCGUGGCGCCUGGAGGAAAGUUCCCCGUGGAUGGUAAAGUGAUUGAGGGGACAUCCAUGGCCGACGAGUCCCUCAUCACAGGUGAGCCCAUGCCUGUUCGCAAGCGCAUGGGCAGCUCAGUGAUCGCUGGGUCCAUCAACGCCCACGGCACCCUGCUGGUGGAGGCCACCCAUGUCGGAGCAGACACCACACUCUCUCAGAUAGUCAAACUGGUGGAGGAAGCCCAGACCUCCAAGGCUCCUAUCCAGCAGUUUGCAGACCGGAUCAGUGGCUACUUUGUACCGUUCAUAGUCAUCAUUUCCUUGCUAACAUUGGUGGCUUGGCUGGCGAUUGGGUUUGUCAACUUCGACAUUGUGAAGGAGAACUUCCCGGGCUACGAUUCCAACAUCUGCAAGACGGAAGUCAUUGUGCGCUUUGCUUUCCAGGCCUCCAUCACAGUUCUGUCCAUUGCAUGCCCCUGCUCUCUGGGGCUGGCCACCCCAACCGCUGUCAUGGUGGGCACAGGGGUCGGAGCUCAAAACGGCAUCCUCAUCAAAGGAGGAGAGCCACUGGAGAUGGCCCACAAGAUUGGCGCCGUGAUGUUCGAUAAGACCGGCACGAUAACGCACGGCGUGCCACGGGUGACACGCGUGUUGGUGCUGUGGGAGAUGGCACGCAUGCCUCUGAGGAAGAUCCUGGCGGUGGUCGGGACGGCGGAGGCCAGCAGCGAGCAUCCGCUGGGCAUGGCCGUCGUCAAACACUGCAAGGAGGAGCUGGGCUCAGACGUGUUGGGCCUCUGUCAGGAUUUCCAGGCAGUGCCCGGCUGUGGGAUCAGCUGCUGUGUGUCCGGUGUGGAGCAGCUCCUCCAGCUGAAGGAUGAGGAGCACAUCCAUCGGGAUGGAACGACCACGGACGAGAGCAGCCUGCUUCCCGACGCCGCUGUCCCACCUCUGGGCGAUGGCGUGUCCUACUCGGUCCUUAUCGGGAACAGGGAGUGGAUGAGGAGGAACGGCCACCACAUCGGAGCGGAUGUGGACGCCGCCAUGUCCAGCCACGAGACAAAAGGGCAGACAGCCAUCUUGGUCGCCAUUGAUGGAGCACUGUGCGCCAUGUUGGCCAUCGCAGACACGGUGAAGCCGGAGUCAUUGCUGGCAGUUCAUACACUCAACAGUAUGGGCAUCGAGGUGGUAAUGAUUACAGGAGACAACAGGCGCACAGCCAAAGCCAUAGCUGCACAGGUUGGCAUCAGAAAGGUGUUUGCAGAGGUGCUGCCAUCUCAUAAGGUGGCCAAGGUCCAGGAGCUGCAGGACAGGGGUCUGCGGGUGGCCAUGGUGGGCGACGGUGUCAACGACUCGCCAGCCCUUGCCCGUGCUGACAUCGGCAUCGCCAUCGGGACGGGCACUGAUGUGGCUAUUGAGGCGGCGGAUGUGGUCCUCAUCAGGAACGACCUGCUGGAUGUGGUGGCUAGCAUCGAGCUGUCAAAGAAGACGGUGCGGAGGAUACGGAUCAACUUUGUCUUUGCUCUCAUCUACAAUCUCCUAGGAAUCCCCAUCGCGGCAGGUGUGUUUAUGCCAGCUGGCCUGGUCCUGCAGCCAUGGAUGGGUUCGGGUGCGAUGGCCGCCUCCUCCGUCUCUGUUGUUCUCUCCUCCUUACUGCUGAGAAUGUACAGGAAGACGUCGAUGGAGUUGUAUGAGCUUCGUGCCCGCGGCCUCAUGAAGAGCCUGCCGUCCUCUCAAAUCAGCACCCACCCGCCGCUUGAUGGCCACCGCCGGGGCCCGACUCCUCUGUCCGGCGGACGGGAACUACAUGGGGCUGCGGUGCCCUCUACUGCCGCCACCUCAGACCGGCUGUCCAGCCGAGGCUCGCCCGCCAGAUCCACACAGGGCAAGGGCCACUUCUGGUUUCUGGGCCGCCGGCCCGUGGAGGACCUAGUGGUUUGAUGAAAGGGAAAGCUGAAAACAGACCACGUGUGACCUUUGACUUGCAGCACGCAGACUUCAUGUUUAAAUUCAUCUGAACACAAACAGCCGAUGGACAGACAUGAGCCUUUUUCUGGUUUCCGGCUGAAUUUGAGGGAUUUUGUAUCAAACAUGUCAAAUCACAUGAGGCUGGUUAUGAGCUGAGACUCAUCAACUUUAACCUCUUUCCCCCCCCCUUUUUUUUCUCCUCAAUUGCAUCCAGCCAAUUACCCCACUCUUCUGAGCCGUCCCGGUUGCUGCUCUGCCCCCUCUGCUGAUCCGGGGAGGGCUGCAGACUACCACAUGCCUCCUCCAAUACAUGUGGAGUCACCAGCCGCUUCUUUUCACCUGACAGUGAGGAGUUUCACCAGGGGGACGUAGCGCGUGGGAGGAUCACACUGUUCCCCCUCCCCACUGAACAGGCACCCCGACUGACCAGAGGAGGCGCUAGUGCAGUGACCAGGACACAUACCCACAUCCGGCUUCCCACCCGCAGAUACGGCCAAUUGUGUCUGUAGGGAUGCCCGACCAAACCAGAGGUGACACGUGGAUUCAAACCAGCGAUCCCUGUGUUGGUAGGCAAUGGAAUAGACCACUACGCUACCCGGACACCCCAAAUUUAACUUCUUGAAUAAAUUUUAUACAUCCUUCUUUCCAGCAGGCAAAUCUUGUCUUUUUUCCCAGCAGUGAUGUUAAGUCAGGGAGUCAGACUACAGGAAUGCUUCCGUAAUGGGAAAAUCCUCGCUGACAUACAUGUGAUCAGUCACAAGGACUUUAAACAGGAAUACGUUUAACAAAAAAAUUAUUCAAAAUCCCCUUGUUAUGUGACAGGAGCAAUGUAACUAUAAAUCUGUUUGUAAGACUAAAAACAAAUGCAUGAUGGGAAGAGACAUGUGGGUGAGAUAACUGCUGUUCACAUGGUAAAACAUUACAACCAGUCUGGGUGUGUUUGAUUUGUAUAAAACUCCUUCCUUCCCAAAAUGUCAACAUAAAUGAAAGCUCUUCAUACGUUUUCCAGGCCGGUUAGAAAGUUGGAGCGCUGCUUCAUUCUCUAACGUAUAGCAGAUAAAGGUCACUGUGGACACCGAGGACGUGUUGGAGAAGUGAGACUGUUUUCAUCAGAGGGACUUAACUCGCAGACGAGUUGCAGCUGCUGCUUCACUGCAAAUGUUGUAUCAUGCUCUACAUGUGAACUGGGAAUCCUCGGGAAAGCUCGCAAUGAUUUUAUUUUGCAUUCAGACUGGAAAUCUUAAUUGUAAAUCAGCUGUUCAGAAGUUGAGAUCUCUGCAAGCACAAACAAAGACUGACUCUUUUACAUUCAUGUUUUUCUCUCUCUGGCCGUCAUGAGGACAGGUUUAUACAGCUCCGGAUGUUCACACGGCGGUCCGUCGUUUGUAUGUUUGGUUGGAUUCAGAUCUCUGGAAGCGUCUGAAUGAUGCUGCAACGCUCAUGAGACACACGCCAUCUAACACGCCGCUGUCCAGAUGAACGUCACCAGCAAAGGUACCAACCAAAGAACUGUUCAAAAAAGUCAAUUUGGACAGAGAUAUGUCUGUGUUCACAUGUGUGUUUACUGGUUUAUAUUUACAUCCGAUAUAAAGAUCUGUCAG
Messenger RNA from Lampris incognitus (smalleye Pacific opah), 5702 nucleotides. RefSeq names its product ATPase copper transporting beta (gene atp7b). The transcript is spliced from 21 exons. The record is from RefSeq and is a predicted model, not a curated record. Gene Ontology annotation, biological process: monoatomic cation transport; copper ion homeostasis. Gene Ontology annotation, molecular function: copper ion binding; P-type divalent copper transporter activity; ATP hydrolysis activity. Lineage: Eukaryota; Metazoa; Chordata; Actinopteri; Lampriformes; Lampridae. Bases 1 to 4074 code for a protein of 1357 amino acids. Gene Ontology annotation, cellular component: membrane.